UUUUUUUUUUUCCUUAUAAUAAUUUUUAUUAUUUUUUAAAACUAUAUAAUAUGGGUCUCUUAGAUAUCGUUCCCGCUGGUGUUGUCACUGGUGACAAUGUAAAGAAGAUUUUCGAUUACGCUCACAAGCAUAGCUUCGCCAUUCCUGCCAUCAACUGUACUUCUACCAGUACUGUUAAUGCUGCUCUUGAAGCUGCCAAGAAGUCUCAAUCUCCCAUCAUUAUCCAAUUCUCCAACGGUGGUGCUGCCUACGUUGCUGGUAAGGGUAUUGAUAACAAGAACCAAGAAGCCUCUAUUCUUGGUGCUGUUGCCGGUGCUCAAUAUGUUCGUUCUAUUGCCAAGGCCUACGGUGUCCCCGUCCUUGUUCACUCUGAUCAUUGUGCCAAGAAGCUCUUGCCUUGGUUCGAUGGUAUGCUUGCCGCUGAUGAAGAAUACUUCAAGGCUCACGGUGAACCUCUUUUCUCUUCUCACAUGUUGGAUCUCUCUGAAGAGCCCAUGGAAGAGAACAUUGAGAUCUGUCUCAAGUAUCUUAAGCGUAUGGCUCCCAUGAAGUGUCUCCUUGAGAUGGAAAUUGGUAUCACUGGUGGUGAGGAAGAUGGUGUUGAUAACUCUGCUGUCGAUAACGCUUCUCUUUAUACUCAACCUGAAGAUAUCUGGGAAAUCUACCGUCGUUUCUCUGAGGUUACUGAUCUCUUCUCUAUUGCCGCUGCUUUCGGUAACGUCCAUGGUGUUUAUGCUCCUGGUAACGUCAAGUUGCACCCUGAACUUCUCGGUAAGCAUCAAGCUUAUGUCAAGGAGAAGCUCAAUGCUGAGACUGACAAGCCUGUCUACUUUGUCUUCCACGGUGGAUCCGGUUCUACUCACGAAGAGAUUAAGACUGCUCUCAGUUUCGGUGUUAUCAAGAUGAACGUCGAUACCGAUACUCAAUGGGCUUACUGGCAUGGUCUCCGUGACUUCUACGAGAAGAACAAGCCUUAUCUCCAAUCUCAAGUCGGUAACCCCGAAGGUGAGAAUAAGCCCAACAAGAAGUACUAUGACCCACGUGUAUUCAUCCGUGCUGCUGAACUCACCAUGGUCGAACGUGUUGAAAAGGCUCUUGAUGAAUUAAACGCCAAGAACACUUUGUAAAUAACUCCCACAUAUCAAUUUUUUCUUCCUUUUCAUAAUAACGCAUAUCUGUAAACAUAAAUAAAAUCUCUAUUUUUAUUGUAC
Messenger RNA from Mucor mucedo, 1211 nucleotides. RefSeq names its product fructose-bisphosphate aldolase, class II. Lineage: Eukaryota; Fungi; Mucoromycota; Mucoromycetes; Mucorales; Mucoraceae. The coding region runs from base 51 to 1127 and encodes 358 amino acids. The transcript has 3 exons. The record is from RefSeq and is a predicted model, not a curated record. Gene Ontology annotation, biological process: glycolytic process; gluconeogenesis. Gene Ontology annotation, cellular component: cytosol. Gene Ontology annotation, molecular function: fructose-bisphosphate aldolase activity; zinc ion binding.